Messenger RNA from Iphiclides podalirius (scarce swallowtail), 372 nucleotides. The record is from the annotation of a GenBank genome assembly. NCBI's taxonomy places the organism in Eukaryota, Metazoa, Arthropoda, Insecta, Lepidoptera, Papilionidae.
AUGAGUACGGUCGCUAAACGGAACGCAAGCGCGCCCCUAGCGGUGAAAUCACGCAACUACGGGGCCGGUGCGCUUCGACAGAGUCGUGAGGCGACACUUUUUGGUGGACGCCGACAAGUGAAGACGCGUCACGGAACUGUCCUUCGUUUCAUUAACACACGAGGGCGUGUGUCAUGCAGGAUGGCCGUGUCGUAUCCGGGCAUGAGUACGGUCGCUAAACGGAACGCAAGCGCGCCCCUAGCGGUGAAAUCACGCAACUACGGGGCCGGUGCGCUUCGACAGAGUCGUGAGGCGACACUUUUUGGUGGACGCCGACAAGUGAAGACGCGUCACGGAACUGUCCUUCGUUUCGUCAGUGUUACCAUACUGUGU